AUGCUUGCUCUUAAGAUCAAGGCUAGAUUGUGCACUUCCGCUCUGGCAAUAUCAUUUAUCUCUGAAUCAACACUCAGACCAUCAGCAGCUUUGAACGUACAGUCCCUCCAGACCAAUUGUCUACCAAUUUUUUUUGCCCGCUUCGAUUCUUUUUUUUUGUGCAUUCUUGCCCUUUUCUGCUCUCAAUUUUCACCAUCAAAUAUUAACGGUGCUCAACUCUCUAUGACUCAUACAUUCAAUGACUACUCAUUCCCCCUCAAACCAAACGUGCCACCCCCUCAAAGUUAUAGCACCUCAUCUCAAUCUAUGCGUCUUUCUCCUGGUGGAGAUUAUAUUCAGGAACAGUAUGGUGGAGGGCGUCGUGCCAAGAGCCCUCUGGUGGAGUUAACUCCUACCAGACUUUGGAGUAGGAUCAAGGCUACGCAGCGCAAUGUUGGCAUAGUCAAAGAGGCCACCAUCCAGUGUCAGGGAAGCUCAUUCUCACCCAACACUCUAACCAGUCCCUCAGCGCCCCCAGAAUCUGCACCUCUGCAUCCUAUCCACGAUAAUAGUGUUGUGGGAGGUGAUGCAUCGUCUGCUCUUCCUCAGGGCAAUAUUUGA
Molecule: messenger RNA, 600 nt
Organism: Suillus plorans
Lineage: Eukaryota; Fungi; Basidiomycota; Agaricomycetes; Boletales; Suillaceae
Exons: 5
Coding region: 1-600 (199 amino acids)
Source: RefSeq, a predicted model, not a curated record